AUGUGUUCUAAACCAAAAAAUGCUCAGGAUUCCGAGAAACCAAGUGCGAUGCGCGACGACGUGGCCAAGAUCGCCGCCUCGACUAGCAUCUUGAUUCUUUCAUGGAUAGUUCUAUAUCAUUCAUGUCGACGAGCAUCAACCGUCUAUUUCUUUGAGCUCGACUCAACUACUGUAAUAUUUAUGGAUAAAGUUCCUGCAAUGAUCCUUCCGUUUGUGUGUUCAAUCGUUUUGUACUUUGUGUAUUUAGGGACCAAAAGAAGUUCAGAUAUCGAAAGAGAUCGAGAAAUCGCAAGAGAGGCUGAAAAAGAGUUGAAGGCAUCUUCUUCCUUCAAUUCUCGAAAAGUUUCUCGCGAAAUCAGUCGUCGAGCAUCCGUUUCAUUGGGAGAUGAACAAGCAGAACAACAGCAAAGAAUUCGAAGGCUGCUUUCGGAUAUCGAAGAAGCUGAUAUUGAAAAUACAGUACGCAGUCACAGAAAACGAAUGGAAGAGGAAGAAGAUAUUGCACCAAAACAUGUUGAAGACGAUGAGAUAAACACAGAUACACCUCCUCCGAGAAAACUGACGUCCAGAUUUAUUGUGGAAAGUGCAGAAGACGGAAAUAAAAUAAUCAUUCCGCCAGAAUCUAUGUCAGUAACUCCUGAGGUUCGCAGUCGCACCAACUCAAAAAGCACACAUGACAUGCUCGCAACUCAUCGAGGAUCAUCUAGCAAUUGGGUAUCUGCCAGUCAAAGGUCAAGCAGAAAAUCAUCGUUCAGCGGAUCACCGGACAAAAACCAAAUGGUUUGGUCUUGCGGAGACGAGGGUUCUGCUGCAGAAAAAUGCGAUAUUUAUAAGAAAUUGGGAGAUGUCGAUCUGUUUUCAUAUUCACUGAGUGCACUGAGUCUGUUGCCAAGAAGUGACGAUGGACCGAGAGUUUACAUUCAGCUAGACCUUCUUGACAUCAUCGCUGAACUCUUCGCCGUCCAUGUUCCAAUCUGGGCCGCAGUAGCAUGUAUUCAUAUCAUUCUUCUGGAAUCAUUCAGUCAGCAUAUGUCAUUUUACUUCUACUACCAUGAGGAAUCAAUGAUGUAUGCAUCACUCCUCGUAUCGCUGUCGUUUGGCCUUUAUCAUGAAUGCUGUGGAAAUUGGAUCUCUAAUGAUAUUCUUGCAUUUGCUUCAAUCUACGUUGUUUGUUCUCGAAUUCAAGCUGUUAGCUACGAGACUGCGGUAAUUUUUGUUAUCGGAAUGUCUCUUUUCGAUCUCUUCUUCUUCUAUGUUAUUGACCUACUGAGUACGGUCACAAAGGAGAAUCGUGCUCCUCUGAUGAUUCUUGUGCCUCGUGAUACGAAAGGAAACAAGCAAAGCUUGGCAGCUCUCGACAUCAUGGUCCCUGGAAUCUUUCUAAAUGUUGUUCUCAAGUACAGCUCUAUGUACGAUUCAAAUCUUUUCGCUAUUACGUUUGCGGCAGUUUUUGCUUCACUUGUGAUCUCAGUCUUCUUCUCUAUUUGGAGAUCUAAAACCACUCCAGCUAUGGUUCUUCCUGCAAUCUCUGCAAUUAUCUUCUCAAUUGGGUUUGCCAAUCACGUUGAAGAUUUGUGGAAGUUCAUGAUCAAGCAUUAG
Messenger RNA from Caenorhabditis remanei, 1599 nucleotides. RefSeq lists its product as uncharacterized. The coding region runs from base 1 to 1599 and encodes 532 amino acids. Gene Ontology annotation, cellular component: membrane; lumenal side of endoplasmic reticulum membrane; cytoplasmic side of endoplasmic reticulum membrane. Gene Ontology annotation, molecular function: aspartic endopeptidase activity, intramembrane cleaving. Lineage: Eukaryota; Metazoa; Nematoda; Chromadorea; Rhabditida; Rhabditidae. The transcript is spliced from 10 exons. Gene Ontology annotation, biological process: membrane protein proteolysis. The record is from RefSeq and is a predicted model, not a curated record.